Molecule: messenger RNA, 2653 nt
Organism: Scaptodrosophila lebanonensis
Lineage: Eukaryota; Metazoa; Arthropoda; Insecta; Diptera; Drosophilidae
Gene: Ifrd1
Product: interferon-related developmental regulator 2
Exons: 5
Coding region: 912-2186 (424 amino acids)
Source: RefSeq, a predicted model, not a curated record
CAUGUGUCAUGUUUAAUUUCAUUUACAUCCGUAAUCAAAGUGCUUAAUUAUUUGCAUUAUUUUUGAGCGGGACGUCCCAAAGCUUUGCGAAAGCUAUAUUUCAACAGUAAAAGUUAAGAGCGAAGUAGUAGUACAGAAACCAGCUGCGCUGAUAAUUUCACAACGGCGCCUCUGACCACGACAACGACGUCGCAGUCUCAGUCUCAAGGCCAAAGAGCACCGUGAACGUAAGGCUAGUUAGUUGUGCAAUUGAAAUUGCAAUUCAGUUGAACUUUUUGGGACAACAAGUGCAGUGGUAAUCGGACGAAAUUCAUUGCGAUUAAACAUGAAAUUUGUGGCAACACCAAAAGCGCAGCAUUUUUGUAUCGAGCAUUAUAUAAAUAAAACUCGCGCGGGCAAUCCAACAACUUUCAGUAGUGUAUUGGCAUUUAACAUUUCGAAACGCGUAUUGUGCAACUCUAAGCAGCAGCAAAGACAAUUGUGUAAAGUUUAUAAAAAUUGGAAACAUCAAAGCUUUUGUAUAGCUGCCUCCUGAUUAUGUGCGUUGCCCCAAUCCAACCUUAAACACAUUUAAAACCUAAAUUCUAACCUAAAUUCGUUGUGAACGGCCCUAAAGGAAAAUCAAUAAAAAAUAAGAAAAUAAGCGCAAACACGUGCGUGAACUGCCGCCGCCUUCAGUUGCCGUUGCCGCCAAAUCAAAUCGCGUGUCGUGUAGACUUUUUCGUGUAGAGUCUCAUCUUUGCAAAGGACACUGUGCUACAAGGCGCGCGUCUCUUUUUGAAACAAAGCAAGCUUCACAAAGAAAAACCCAGCUCAACAACCCCAAAACGUCUUCGUUUUUCUCAUCAUCAAUAGCGACGAUCAAAAUUAAUUGUGUGUUAAAACAACGUAAAAGCGAAAAAAGCAGAAUCAUGCCGCGUCGUAACAAGAAAGGAGGCAAAGGCCGCACUAACGAGUCUAAUUCUGAGGACGAAUCGUUUGAUAAUGUAAGCGUAUAUUCUCACUUUUCUGAAAAUGCCUCUUCGGAGGCCACAACCGAUGAGCUGGCCAACGAGCGCUACGAGGAGAAAUUCGAGAAGGCAUUGGAGCAAUCCACCGAGAAGUCAGCCCAAACUCGUGUGCAAUCUCUUCAGGCGAUCUGUGAGUUGCUCAUGCAUCGCUAUAUGCCCGACUUUGUUGAGGAUCGGAAAAUGACGCUUCUGGACUUCGUGGAGAAGAGCGUACGUCGCGGCAAGGGUCAGGAGCAGGUAUGGGGCGCCCGUUUGGCUCCAUUGCUGGUCUUGCAGUUGGGUGGCGAGGAGGGCAUCUCCAAGGCCAUGAAUCAGUUUUUGUUGACCACUGUACAGGACAAGUCGGUUACUUUUGAUGCACGUGCCAAAUGCUGCACUGCUCUGGGAUUGCUAAACUUUCUGGGAUCCGAGGAUGUCGCCGAGUUGGUCCAAUUGAUGCAAUUCUUUGAGAAUGUCUUUUCGGGCAGCUACCUGCGUGGCGAUGACAAAAUCCCAGUAUCGGUAACAUCAGAGGCUGGCACUCUUCAUGCGGAGGCUCUGUCGGCCUGGGGUCUGCUCUUGACACUCAUACCCUCCGGCGACUUUGUGUCGCUCAUGACCACUGGAGAUCAUCUGUUUCCCUCUAUCAAAAAAUUCUUGGGUCUUCUACAAUCCCCACAUUUGGAAGUGCGCAUGGCUGCUGGUGAGACCAUUGCCCUAAUUUUGGAAUCUGGCCGUGCACAUGACGAGGAUUUUCUUGAAGAACACAUUGGCGAGCUGUGCGAAGCCGUCAAGCAACUGGCCACAGAUUCCCACAAAUAUCGCGCCAAACGCGAUCGUAAAGCUCAACGUGCCACAUUCCGCGAUGUGCUGCGCUAUCUAGAGGAGGACAUUUCGCCUGAGAUCAACAUACGCUUUGGCACCGAGUGCUUGACAUUGGAUUCCUGGUCCAUACAUCACCAGUAUUCGGCAUUGUGUACUGUUAUGGGUCCCGGCAUGACUUCCCAGCUCCAGGAUAAUGAAUUCAUACGCGAUAUCUUUCAAUUGGGCGCCAAGCUGACCAACACGGGCAUCAAUGGCAACGCCAAACUCAAGCCAACCAAACUGGAACGCCAUUUGGUGAAUGCGGCCGCUUUCAAGGCACGCUCAAUAUCGCGUGGCAAGAAUCGUGACAAGCGCUCGGCCGUUGUUACUUAAACCGCCGUCCGUCCGCCUCCCCUCCAAAAUAGAGAAUUGCACCGCAGUCAGAAGCCCUGACGACAAUGCAACAACGACGCCCUCAAAACUUCGCACUAGUGGAAUUUUUCUUUUAAGUCUACAUAUAGUUUUGCAUACCAAAAGCCCAUAUUUGAAUUUAAGCACAUUUUUGAUUCGUUAUCUGUUACGAAAUUCGUUAAGCUAUAAACACAAUUGAUAUCUGAAUACGCAUAUAGAAGAAUAGACGCAUAGACUUACUAUACUAAGUAGUAGUUGUAUUUUUAAACUGAACACCUCAAUUGGCGUGGUUUUAAAUCAUUCUGUUUUUAUUAUCUGUGCUGGUUGCAAGGCUAUUUACGAAACGACUGUUAUUUCAUUUUUUCGUUGUUGAGUCUUUAAGUUAAAUUUUAAAUUACUGGAGUUUUAAAAUAUAUAAUUUGCGCAUAAGUAGCGAUGAAGAGGAAUAA